UUCAUCACCUACACAGCCUGUGCUUAAGAUGUUGGAAUGUACCUGAACUAAAGUUUAUUCUGAGUAUAACUUCUGGCUACAGACAAUUAUUAUUUUGUUUAUCGAUACCUUAUGACAGUGGUAGAAGUUAGAGCAAGAAUGUUGUUGUUUCCAGAAUUGUUUACAUAGUUUAGUUCCGAUUCUUGAAAUCAGACUGGAACACAACAGUGUUUGCUGUCACUUUUCCGGUGUUCCCUAACCUGCUCCAUGCAACAGGCUUUGUUCAAUGAGUGGUGCAGUCGGUCCAUCUCUCAUCUCCCGCCUGGGAAGGUUUCCGGAGUGCAGAGCCUCUUUUUUGCAUGCCAGCUUUGGAGGGAGCGGCGGUUUUGGCCCAUGGAGCACUGGGGGCUCCGAGGGCAGCGCGGGCCGUUGCAAGAGGCAGGAUGACAGUGAAGUUGGGCGACGCUGGCAGCGGGGAGGAAGGGCUCAAGAAGCUGGGCAAGCGGACGGCCGAUGAGGAGUCGCUGGACGGAGAGGGGCCCGGCGGCGCGGACGCGGCGGACAGCAGCAGCACAAAGAGGGACGGGCAGACCCCUCGGGCUGCCGGAGCCCCUGCUCCACCCAGAGGGCUGCCGACCCCGUCCCCACCGCAGGGCAGCCCCCAGGACCAGCACCAUUUCCUAAGGUCCAGCGUGCGACCACAGAGCAAGAGGCCCAGGAAGGACGCACCCUGUGCUGUGGGCAGUGGUGGUGCCAGUGGUUCCGGGCCGCGAGGAAAAGGAAGUGACGGUGGCGCAUCAUCUUCUGGAAACGUGUCUGGGGUUACCCCUGCCACCCCUGCAGGAGGCUCGCGCUCCUCCUCCCGGAACAUAGGAUCUUCAGGGCCUGAGAAAGAAGAAGGAAAGAAGGUCCGGAGGCAGUGGGAGUCGUGGAGCACGGAGGACAAGAACACCUUCUUCGAGGGACUAUAUGAGCAUGGAAAAGACUUUGAAGCCAUUCAGAACAACAUUGCUCUAAAGUACAAGAAGAAGGGCAAGCCUGCAAGCAUGGUGAAGAACAAAGAGCAGGUCCGGCAUUUCUACUACCGCACCUGGCACAAGAUUACCAAAUACAUUGACUUUGACAAUGUGUUCUCUCGAGGGCUGAAGAAAUCAUCCCAGGAACUCUAUGGUCUCAUCUGCUAUGGCGAGCUACGCAAGAAGAUUGGGGGCUGUAUGGAUGACAAGAAUGCAACAAAGUUGAAUGAACUCAUUCAGGUUGGAGCCACCACAGUACGUUAUAAAGGGAGAAAUCUCCGGAUCAAGGCACCCAUGUGCCGUGCCCUAAAGAAACUCUGUGACCCAGACGGUCUAAGUGAUGAAGAGGACCAGAAGCCAGUGCGCCUACCCCUGAAAGUCCCUGUAGAGUUACAACCACGGAACAACCACGCUUGGGCACGAGUACAGAGCCUGGCCCAGAACCCACGUCUCAGGAUGAUUGUGGAGCUACAUCGAAAAGUCUCUAGCCUCAUUGAGUUCCUGAAGCAGAAGUGGGCACUCCAUGAAGUACGAAUUCGGAAGACACUUGAGGAGAGGCAGCUGCAGGGUUCAAGCACAGUGCAGACCCAGGAGAAGGUGGCAUUGCACCUGUUCCCAGGCGAGAACUGCACGCUGACACCACUCCCGGGUGUAGCUCGUGUGGUACACUCCAAGGCCUUCUGCACUGUACACUGGCAAGAGGGUGGCCGGUGCAAACAGGGCACUAAGGACACACACUCACUGCCUCCAGCACAGAUCCUGGGCAUCCAGAGUGGACAGGGAAUAGCCCGGGGCCAGCUGAAGUGCCAGAGAAGCAGUGCUGAAGGCAAGGGGGGUGGGCGACUCCUUCCCACUGCAGAUGCUUCACAGAGCUCAGGGGAAAGUUCCCCUGAGAGUGCUGCUGGAGAGGGAGCAGUUCCAAGUCUGAGCAGCCCAGAUGCCCCUGACAGGCCUCCUCAUGGGCACCAGGACUCUGGAUCACAGCUUGAGAAGACCCCUGGAACAGCCCUUGCAGUGGGUAGGGACAGCCCUGUUCAAGAAUCUGGGGCCAUGCCAUGUUCCUGCGGCCAGCCCCCAGACUUGGAAGAUGAACUCUCACUCCUUGACCCCUUUCCCCGAUACCUGAAGUCUUGCCAGGAUCUCAUCAUCCCAGAGCAGUGCCGCUGUGCAGACACACAAUCUGGGAGAGAGCACCCUCCUCUUGGCAGGGUAGCUUCCCCAGAGGCCCUCAUAACCAGCAGCAGGGAGGUUGCGGACAAUGCUCCCCCUGGCCUGGACCCUCAACCUGGCACCGAUCCUCAACUUGACACCAGACUUCAGUCAGAUAUUUGUACUAAAGAGCUAGUGAAUGCAUGUCAUGAAGAGUCCCAGGAGAAAGGCAGCCCCUCAGAACCUCUGUUGCCUCAGGGACAGCCUGCUUCCAGGCCUUCUAAGGAAGUCCCUGCCAGCCAGUUGGCCCAGCAGCUACGUGAAGAAGGCUGGAGCUUACAGACCUCGGAGAGCCUCACACUGGCUGAAGUCUACCUCAUGAUGGGCAAGCCAACCAAACUGCAACUGGAGUAUGAUUGGCUGGCUGUGCUGGGUCCUGAGAGCCAGGCACCCACAGCACAGGGCCAGACUGCCCUAUCUCGCUCCUCACCCUCAGCCCUCCACCAGCAACGCCUCCUGAACUGCCUCCUGAGGCUCAUCUCCACUGAGGUCCAUCCCAAGAUGGCUUUUGAAGCAAACACAGCAUCCACGGCUUCAGUCAGGCCCACCCCGGAGGAACAGUCCACAACCCCACCAGGGAAGGGGGUGGCCGUCAGCUCUCGGAGUCCCCGCUGUUCUCGGAACCCAUCCACCCUCCGAAGCAGCAAGACUUUCCCAUCUGGUUCCGCCCCUUGCUCCCCAGGUUUGAGAAAUCCCCCAAGGCCUCUCUUGGUGGCUGGUCCCUCUAGCACAGGAAGCAGUGACUCAGAUGGUGGCCUCUUUGCUGUCCCGACGACUUUGCCACCAAAUAGUCGACAUGGAAAGCUCUUCUCUCCCAGUAAGGAGGCAGAGCUGACUUUUAGGCAGCACUUGGACUCCAUCAGUAUACAGUCAGACUUUUUCUCACCAAAGCCCAAGAAACUACGGAAACGGCACUUACGAAAGCCACUGGUGGUUCAGAGGACACUGCUUCCUAGACCUUCUGAAAACCAAUCCCACAAUGUGUGCUCCUUCUCCAUCCUGUCUAACUCUCCUAUAGCUGGGAGAGGCUGGUUCCGGCCCAUCCAGUCUUCGCUGACCAAAGCAGCUCUGUCUCGACCGAUAGUACCCAAGGUCCUCCCAUCUCAGGCCACCAGUCACCUGCCCAGUGCCAUCGACUUAGCAGCUCAAAGUGCUGGCAUCAUCCCUGGAAGUCCUUUGCCAGUUUUAGAUACUGAUGGCUCAUCUGGCAUCUCUCCACUGUCUUCAGAACAAGCAACCACUGCCAUCUCGGGGCAGGAUGACACAGGACCACACCAGAACAGAGACCCUGCUACUGCUGUAAGGGGCACUAAUGACCCAUUUAUCAGUGUUACAAGACCAGAACAGGAGCCAGUGACAGACGGUUUCCAGCAGGGAUCAUCUGUUCUGACCUUACCUGAGCUGUCCAAGGCUAAUCUCCAGAAUGGCCUGUCCAUACCUUUACCCUCAUCAGAGAGCUCCAGCACCCGUCUCUCCCCACCCAAUGUUUCUGCACUGCUGGACAUAUCCCUUCCUGGCCCACCAGAGGAUGUUCUCUCACAGGGAGAACCUGCCACACAGAUCAGCGACUCCAUCAUUGAAAUUGCCAUCAGCUCUGGCCAGUACAGUGAAGGAGUUCCUCUUUCUCCAGCCAAACUGAACGGCAGUGACAGUUCCAAGAGUCUUCCCUCCCCAUCCAGCAGCCCCCAGCCCAGCUGGAUUGCCUCUCCCACCCAUGACCCCCAGUGGUACCCCAGUGACUCGACAGACUCCUCCCUCAGCAGCUUGUUUGCCAGCUUCAUAUCUCCAGAGAAGAGCAGAAAGAUGCUACCAACUACUGUUGGGACCAACAGCGGCACAUCUUUGCUUGGCCCUAGCUUGUUGGAUGGAAAUUCAAGGGACUCUUUUGUGUCCAGGUCUCUGGCUGAUGUUGCAGAAGUGGUAGAUUCCCAGCUGGUGUGUAUGAUGAACGAGAACAGCAUUGACUACAUAUCUCGGUUUAAUGACCUGGCCCAAGAAUUGUCCAUCACUGAGCCUGGCCGCCGGGAAGUUCUUUUUGAUGGUGGAGGAAGUGGUAAUCCUGUUGGUGACCUCUCUCAGUGACUGUGCUUUGUGACACAGGCAUCCUGGAAUCCACAAGGGAGGUCUACGGAGCUGGCCCCAUGAAUCUGUCUGCACAGUAGAGAAAGUCAAGCCCAGAUCCUGAGACGACAGUGAACAGGAGCACCUCUAACAGCAUAACAAUACCCACAUGCACAGGAGCAGCCUGUGCAACAAGCAAGGGUCAUACCAUCACAGAGGCUGGCCUGAGAAGGGUAGACCUCAGAAGCUCCUUGGGUAUUGGAGCCCUUGCAGUCCUGGGUGGUGACCUGACUGUAUGUCUGUAUGUUGAGCCUUCCAGAGGGUCACAGCCACUGCUGCUUUCUUUCUGCUAUCCUUUUUCCACUUGGCUGUUCUGUCUGCAGUGAUGUUGCGAGGGACAGUGGGUAUAGACCAGCCUUCUUGUCUGGUGGUGUCUUCAGCCUAAGACACUUCCUGGAUGCCUUGACCGCGAAUCAGAGAAGGGUCCCAGAGCCAUGUUAUCUUCCCAAGAUUACUUAACCCCCACCUAGUGCUUCCUACCCAGACCAUCCAGAGUUUGGUUCUGCCUAGCAGGAGGAGGAGGAGGGAGAGGAAAAAAUUAUGUUUCUUGGAGGUUAUAUGGAUGUUUUGUAUGGUCUUGCAAAGCUGAUUGGGAAUGGUUUUCCUGGGGUUUAAGAAUUGGGAGAUAAUGGACAAGGAAUAGUAAGAGUCCUUUAUCUAUGUGGCUCCACUCUCUACCUGUGCUUAAUGCCUAGUUCCUUCUAAGUGAUUUAAGAUACCAUUCCUCUCUACUGGCCUGAUCCUGUCCCCCAGCCCCACCCCCAAAUGCACUGCUAUGUCUACAGAUUUUAUGCACACUCAAAUUUUUCAUGUGUCAUUGUUGGUAUCUAAGGGGUGUCUUUGCCCCAGGCUGUCUCUCUUCCUGUUCUGGGACCCAAUCUGGGUUUAGAUGUCAGGGUGUAGGAAGAGCUCACAGUUUGAUGAUGUUUGGAGCCCCGAGGUGGUCAGUCAGUCGUCAUGAUCGGGCUGUCUUGCUCAGAGUGGUGCCAAGAAGACUCCCAUCCCCCUCCUUUGCCCUUUAGUAGAUCCUUGUGAUAUGGUCACUUACUGGACCUAGCAUGUUAGGUAGCCAUGACUAGUUCUUGGUGAACAGGUGACCCCUGCACUAGCCCCUCACUGCUCACUUUCCAUAUACUAGCCAGGGCUGACACCCACUGCCCCUUUUUUUUCUGAGACAGGGUUUCUCUGUAUAACCCUGCUACCCUAUAACAUAGACUGGAUUGGGCUGGAGAUCUACCUUUUUCUGCCUCCUGAGUGUUGGGCUGAAAGUCAUGUGCUACCACACCCAGCUUGACAGGUAGGUCCUUUUUAACUCCUAAAACUGCCACCUCUGCUUUCCACCUGUUCUAGCCUCCUUCCUUGCACAGUAGUACUUAAGACCAUCCUAGGCCCUUACUUCUCUCCAUCUGCAAUGAAGAAAUGUCCCUUUGGGGACACCUGAUCCUGUUGUCUCACUGGCUAAUACAAACCCUAGAAUGCAGGGUCUACUGCAGAAACAGUACAGGGGCUCUUGACAGUAAAUCCCUUCACCUCCCAGGAUCCUCCUGCUUCUGGUAAAGGAUCUGCCCCAGAUGCUGACAUGCAAACCCCUACAUCUGGUAAAAGUCAGACUGUUGGGUGAGAAGAGCAGCAUACGGUGCCAUCAAGAGUGUGGUAAAGUAGCCAACAUGUCUCUACCCAUUUGUGUGCUUUCAGCAAUGCCUUACUUAGCUGAAGGCAUUUAGAUCUUGGGACUGUAGACUGUACCUGACUCAGCUCAGGCCACUGUUAGCUGCUCUUCCUGUGUUUCAGGUAGACUCUCCCACAAUAUUAAUAAGCAUGAGUGCUUGUAGGAUCCUGGUAACUGAGCAUGCAGUACUAGGCAGUUGGGUUCUUAAGCUUGUUCCCAUCAGGCCGUGAAUGCUGUGAGGCACACAUUGGUCUGUGCCGUCCAAAAGGAGUUGAGACUUUGUCUUGAGGAGCAGAGGCUACAGCCCUUGUCGCCAGUAGCAAGCAAGGCAUCAGAUGGACUGGUGCUUUACUGUAAGGAAGCUGACAGGGUUCCAGAGGCUUUCACUCCUCCUUUAACAGCCAGCCAUACUCAUUUGCUCAUUGCCAUAUUUAAAGGACAAAUAGUGGCAUUUGGAGCAGAGACUCGGUGGAUACAACUUCUCCCAGCCUAGUCAGCUAUCCAUGCAUAAAACCUGGAAACUGCUAAAUGUUGGAGUUUUUUUUUUUUUUUUUUUUUAAAAAAAAAAAAAAACAAACAAAACAGCAAGGAAGGCUCCUAGGUUCUACAUCUUCCUUCUCUUUCCAUCAGUUUGGAUGGUUCAUGUUCACUUGGGCUUCCUUUCCUCAUUUGGAACUUAGUGUGACAUACAUGCUGUCAGUCUUUGAGAAAGUUUUUUGUUAAUACUAAUAUUUCUUAGACAUGUUGAUUCAUCUUUUUAAAAGAUUGGGAACCUGUAUCUCUGGUGCUUGGCAUGGAUUGUGUCCUAGAGAAGAUGCUCAGGUGAGCUGAAGUCCAUAGAUCCUGUUGGGCAUAGUGCUUGCUCAGGGAGUGGGACUUUGGGACAUUUCCUCUGUUGGUCAAUCUUUUUUCCUACCCUCUUCUUUUUCAUUCCUUGUGAUAGCCUCUUUAGGGAAGGUGUCAUUCAGUUUAACAGCAUUUUUAACCAGAGCAUAUUAUUAGAAAUGGUCAAAACAAGUUUAGAAGGAAAUUGUUUUAUGUACUUUUAAAACAAAUCUCCCAGAUGCAUUCAUGAGGAAAUACUGUACUUUGUCUUAAUUAAAAAACAACAACUUUCAAAAAGGGAAGAACCCCACAGUAUACCUUUCCCAGAGGCUAGCCUGACGAGGUCAGUCCAGCUUUGGAAGCACUGGCCAGCCAGACCCUUACUCGUUAGUAAGAUCCCUGGCUGGAGGGGUGCACCCAGCAGGCAGAACUCAGUGCUGUUUGCUUUGAUAAUCGUUAAGCCAUAUCAUCUGAGGUUUCCGGCUUGAGAUGUGAAUUUGUUUUAUAGACUAUAAAUAUGCAGUGUAUGUAUAAAGCAGAAUGCCUGUCCUGAUUAUUUUUUGUACCAUAUUGUAAAUUACAUUAUUUAUUCUUUACCAAUUUUUUUGGGAAUAAAAGGUGUUUUGGUUAUUUAAUAAAAACUGUUAAAACUUCGGCUAAAAUUUCCAGUUCUGCUUGUAAAUGUUUUUAUUGUGUAUAAAUACAUACUAAUACUUCAUCUAA
Molecule: messenger RNA, 7542 nt
Organism: Mastomys coucha (southern multimammate mouse)
Lineage: Eukaryota; Metazoa; Chordata; Mammalia; Rodentia; Muridae
Gene: Cramp1
Product: cramped chromatin regulator homolog 1
Exons: 21
Coding region: 339-4286 (1315 amino acids)
Biological process (GO): pattern specification process
Cellular component (GO): nucleus
Molecular function (GO): chromatin binding
Source: RefSeq, a predicted model, not a curated record